UCCUCUGCCAGACCAGCUGACGAGCACAGUUGGGGGGCCAGGCUGGGCAGAGGUGUGCAGGAAAAGGGAAACCACAGCGACAGAGGGCUGGGCCAGGUCAGAGGCUGCUGUAAAUUCAACUAGUCAGCCCAGACCUGUCUGGGGCUCAAGCCAGGCUGGGCUUGGGGCACAGAGGAAGCAAGACCAUGGCGAGGAAGAUGAGGCCUGUGCUGGGGAUGCUCUGUGCAGUCUGGGUGACUGCCCAUGCCGUCAUUGUGGAAACCCCCCGGAAUGUUCUCCGGGCUGCCCGGGGAAACAGCGUUACCCUUCCGUGCACCUACCACACUUCUGCCUCCAACCGCGAUGGAUUUGUGCAAUGGGACAAGCUUCUAAGGAGUCACUCGGAAACGGUGCUCAUCUGGAAAUUUUUGACCAAAACCCUCAUCAGUGGUGAACUUUACAAGGACCGAGUCAAUGUAUCUGGCAACGCUGAGAUCUCAGAUGCCUCCAUCACUAUAGGUCAGCUGACUAUGGAAGACAAUGGCACCUACGAGUGCUCAGUGUCACUGAUGGAGGACCUGGGAGGCACCCCAAAGUCACGUGUCCAGCUCUUAGUCCUCGUCCCACCCUCCAAACCGGAGUGCGGCAUCGAGGGAGAGACCAUCAUUGGGAACAACAUCCAGCUGACCUGCCAAUCAAAGGAGGGCUCUCCUGCCCCUCAGUACAGCUGGAGGACCUACGACAUCCUGAACCAGGAGCGGCCAGCCCCACCAGUCACAGGCCAGACUUUGUCUCUGAAGAACAUCUCCACAGACAUGUCGGGUUAUUACAUCUGCACCUCCAGAAAUGAGGUGGGGGAGAAGUCCUGUAACAUCACUGUGGCUGUCAGACCUCCCUCCAUGAACGUGGCCUUGUAUGCGGGCAUUGCGGGGGGCCUGGCUGCAGCCAUCAUUGUCAUCGGCAUUGUCGUCUACUGCUGCUGUUGCCGGGGGAAGGACGAGGCCAAGGACACAAGGCAGAAUCGGGCGGCCUACCAGAAGCCUCCAGAGCAGCUGAGAGAGCUUCAGACGGGGAGGGAAGAGGAGGACGACUACAGGCAAGAAGACGAGAGGAGCUACGGGCGGGAGUCCCCGGGCCACGCUGACCGGUGACUGGAGCACACUGCAGGCUGGGGUCGGGGGAAGAUUGCGGUUCAUGCCUCUGCUCCUGCCUCCCGUCUCCUCACCCAUUUUUCUGGCCCUCCGUCCCCGUCAUGGAUGGGAUGCCUCUUCCCCAUAUCAUCUGCUGGAGGACCUGGCUAAGGGGAUCUCGCUCGUGACUGACCCUGCCAAGUGCCCUCACCCAGGAAGUGACCUCUCCCUGCCGCCCGCCUAGCUCAGGGCCCUGGACCUCACCCUGGACCAGGCCACAGCCCCACCUUCCUCUGGAGCCGGGAGGGGGGGCUCCCAAGGCACAGCAUGGAGCGGGGCGCUCCCUCGAUUGGCCUCAGGAGGGCAGUGGCUGCCAACAGGUGCACACAGGGGGGGCGCCUCGGAGCGCCUGCCUGUGUGCGUAUUUGUUGAAUAAAAGAGAGAAUGAGUCCAGGAAGGACUCCCUGUGAUUUAUCCACCCUAAGUGAAAACCCCUGCUUCGGGACCCACUUUGGCCUCCGGCUCCCUUUCCAGUUCCUCCUCCCCGCUCCCCCGCCCCCCGCCCCAGAUUUCCCAUGCACUCCAGAAACUGCAACCUCCAACCCACUGCAUGCUUCCUCAGGGAUUCUGGCUUUCUCUCUCUACCUGCGAUGCCCAUGCAGUUUCUCUCCCUCUCCGCCCGUCCCAGCAGGCCCAUCUCAAAUCCCAGGGACUCCGGAUCGUCCCACACAUGGGAACAAUCUUGUCACCUUGUCCCACACUCAUCAUGGGCCACACGGCCGUUACCUGGGCAUUAGUCUCUCCCUAUACUGACGUCUGAGCUACCCCAGCCGCAUGACCCUCCUGGCAGGUGCUCACCCCAGCUGAAGUCGGGUCCCUGCUUUGGUAGGUUGAGUCUCCCCCUCCGUGGUCUCUGCGAUAUGUUUGUAGACUCACAACUCCCACCCAAACCCCCUUUGCUAGUUUAGGGAAGGAAGUACGCACUGCUUUAAGUGAACGCAUAUGUGUGCACACGGGGCAGCUUGUUCGAAGUAGGUCCCACAUUCUCACAUCACGAUCACUCCUCUCAAAGCUGGAAUAACAGGCAUGGCCACCCCUGCUUCCUGACACCUAACCCUGGCCCUGCCUGGCCCUGGCUCCGCUCUGCUGGUGGGUGGUCACCGUGCCACAACUCCUCUGCUGGCUGGGAGCUCACGAGACGUGUCCCGGCUUAGAGCUCGCGGCCCCCUGGCUAGUCUCACCCAAAUGCAGUUUCCUACUAAGUAAA
Molecule: messenger RNA, 2376 nt
Organism: Prionailurus viverrinus (fishing cat)
Lineage: Eukaryota; Metazoa; Chordata; Mammalia; Carnivora; Felidae
Gene: GPA33
Product: glycoprotein A33
Exons: 7
Coding region: 186-1130 (314 amino acids)
Cellular component (GO): plasma membrane
Source: RefSeq, a predicted model, not a curated record